CGCUUCGGGCGGUGAAUAGGAUUAAGCGGCCUAUCCUCUCGGCUUCCGGCGCGCGCGGGGAGCAGAACGCGCGCGAUGCCGCCGCCGUCUCUCCCGCUGCUCCUCCUCCCCUUCUCUUCCCCAAACCCGGCUCUCACCACCGCCGCCUCCCGCCUCCACGCGCCCACCAAACCCCUCGCCCUGCCGCCGCGCCGCCGGCCACUCGUCUCCUCCUGCUCCUCCUCCUUCGCCGUCGCCGCCGCCGUCAACGACGACUACGACGACGAUGUCGUCCUCGGCGACUGCCUCGUGUUCGAGGACGAGGCCUUCGAGGACCCCGCCCUCGACCUCCGCACCCGCCGCCCGCCGCGACGACGGGGGGCCACCUCUCGCGCCGGCAGCCUGGUCCCCGAGAGGUGGAGCGACGCCGUGGAGGAGAUCAACCUGACCAAGAAGGAGAAGCGCCGCAUCGCGCACGGGCUGCGAUUCAACAGCCGCCUCGACCGCCGGGCGCCCUCCGCCGUGGCAGCCCCCGACGAGUACCGCGCCUACCGCGAGGGCCGGCUGGACGCGGAGCUCGGGCGCGUCGCGCGCGACUACGUGGAGCCGCUCGAGGACAAGUCCCGCGCGCGCCGCGACACCGACCCUGGGCGGGUAUAUCGUGACUACAUCGAGCCGCUCGGGGAGAGGUCCCGCGGGACGGAUAUGGUGGAGGCUCCGCCGCCUCCCGAUCCUGGGACGCGCGUCGCGCCGAGGAAUCCGAGGAUGGCCAUGGCUAGGGCCGGUCUGGAGGACAUUGCGGAGCUGUUCAGCAGUAGCGACUAUGUGCCGGGCGAGACGGAGGAUGGCAAGAGCGCCAAAAGUCGCCGGAAGCUGUUCACGGAUGAGGAAAAGGCUCUUCUGAACAAGAGAUUACCUGAUCUGGAAGCUGCAGCUUCUAGUAAGUGGCUGCCACUUCACACCCUUGCUGCAUCAGGAGACUUCUAUCUAUUGGACAAUCUUCUGAAACAUAAGGUGGAUGUAAAUGCCCUUGAUAAGGAUGGCUUGCCAGCAAUUCAUAAAGCAAUUAUUUCGAAGAAGCAUGCUAUCAUCAACUAUCUCUUGAGGAAUUCAGCGAAUCCAUUCAUCUAUGAUAAAGAUGGUGCAACCCUUAUGCAUUAUGCUGUCCAGACAGCAUGCAAUCAGACGAUAAAGACUCUAUUGCUAUACAAUGUUGACAUCAAUCGCCCAGAUGAUUAUGGCUGGACACCAUUGCAUCUAGCCGUGCAAACACAGAGAACCGAUAUUGUGAGGCUACUCUUAUUAAAAGGUGCUGAUAGAACUUUGAAAACACAAGAUGGAUUGACUCCUUUUGACUUAUGUCUCCGAUUGGGUCGUCAUUUGAGGACAUAUGAGCUUAUCAAAUUACUCAAAAACUUCCGACUGCCAAAACAACAUGACUCCUAUUAACUCACAGAUGGUGUGUGACCCUGCCAAUGUCACAGAAGUUCAUUUUUAGAGCUGCACUAGCUGCUAUGUAGCUUCCUGCAGUGUAUGAUGGAAUUGCUUCCAGUUGCAGAUAGAAUGUGGUUGCUGCUGGAAGGAAAGAACCUACCUGGGUUAUGGUCUAGCCAAGAAAACUGUCACGCCUGAAAGCUGCAAGGCUAAUCUUUCAUGUCAUAAUGGUCAAUGGUAUAAUGUCAUAAUGGUCAAUGGUGUAAAUAAACUAGAGGUCCCUAUCAAUACUUGCUUCUCUUUGCAUUUCGUGCACUUUAAUUCAAACAUUUCAGAGUGCAUUGCCUUUAUAGCACCAGCACGUUUAAACCAUCAAAACAUAGUAAAAGCAUCAGGCACAUGGUGAUUCAAAAACUUACCAGAGAUUUGGAUGGAUGAGAAGCCUGAAAGGUGAGCAGAGCUCCUGAACUAGUCCAUGUAGAUGACAUCGCCUUUUAUAUUCUUUCCUCAAGUUGGCAAACCUGGGGUCUCUCCAACGUAGGUAUUACUAGCAUUGAAAGGACUCAUUUAUAAAUAAAUAAAGGUACCGAAAGGACUGGAGCAUUUUAAUUUCUCCGAGCAUAAGCAGAGAGAGAGAGCUCACCUCACUGGCAAAUUAGCGGGUCCACCCAUGGAAACUGGAAGGCUAAUCUUUCAUAUGGAAAACGUCAAUGAUGUACAGGAAAAUUAGGAAGUAUAUUCUUCAUGUAAUUGAGAUCACUAGCUCUGUAUUUACGACUAAAAUGCUGCGAUGUUUAUUUUGACAAGGAGGUAGUAUCUUGCUUCCCAUCAGUUGAUCAGUAGCUAACCGGAAAUUGGCCUUUGAAAUACCUUGAGGGAGGCAUGCAUAAUGCAUCCUAUGUAUCUCUACACUUCCCUAGUGUCGUCUCCUUAUCAGAAAUUUCAGAUAUGGCCUAAUGAAUAUUCUGUAUCUCUACACCUAACGUUUAGUGUGUGCCUUUCGCGCCUGGACCCUGGACCGUUCUUUGGUGCACGUUAAAGACUGGCAUCAAUUGAAUUCCAUUUGUGCAGAUCGCAUUUACAACAUAGAUCGCCAUAUAUUCCAGGUGCAUCUCGUCGGCGCUUCUAAACCAUCAAAACAUACUACUCAGUAGUGAUUCAGAAAGUUACUGGACAUGAGAAUGGAAGAGAAACCCAGAAGGCGAAGCUGUUCUCAGUUGUCAAACCUGAGGGAGCUCUCCAACAGCAGCACAAGCACAGAUAGAGAGCUCACCUCACCUCACCGGCAACUCAACUCGCAGCAAUGUGACCAGACCAUCCAGACUGGCAAAGCUGUAUGCGGGCGUCAGUGCGGCAUUACUCCUUCCUUCUCAACCAUCAAGAAUUGAAUUGGAGCAUGGCGACGAGUUGACAGUUACUAGCGAAGAUGAGUGGAAGCUAUGCGGCAUGGAGCUGGGCUCUGGCUCACUGGACUACACUGGCGAAGUUGAAUGAGGGAAUCUUUGUCUGACGACGUCGAGGCCAGGUCCGUGCAUCUCACCUACAGCUGCGUCUGCGUGUAAAUGUAAAUGGCAGCAGGGCCCUGACCAAAGUGACCAUGCCCCAUAUUCUCUCUACCGCCUGCUGUCGUCUCGUCGUCUCCCUUUGAUGCUUUUCCCUGCCACCUCAUUUACUUCUCCCCCGUUUCCAUUAACUUCCAUAGUUACUCCCUUGCAGUUCCCCAACUACCCGUGGUCGUGGGAACCUUGCCCUUUCGAUUCCUGCUGCUCUCCACCGGCCCGUGAUCGGAAUUCACUCUCUUAAUCUUAUCUUUACUC
Lolium perenne is the source of this 3230-nucleotide messenger RNA. The record is from RefSeq and is a predicted model, not a curated record. NCBI's taxonomy places the organism in Eukaryota, Viridiplantae, Streptophyta, Magnoliopsida, Poales, Poaceae.